AUGGUCGAACGCUUUCACCGCCAACUCAAGGCAUCUAUCAAAGCAGCUCCAGACAGUUCUCACUGGUUGGAACAUCUCCCUCUCAUCCUCCUUGGAAUUCGAUCCACGGUUAAGGAAGAACUGGGAUAUACUCCGGCUGAACUCGUUUAUGGCACAGCAUUCACCUUACCUGGGCAGAUGAUCGAACCUGUUUCACAAGACUUUCCUGACCCACAUGUGCACCGAUUACGGACAUCCAUGUCGCAGUUAUCACCUUCAGACCCCAGACAACAGAACGUCGUUUCACGUGUCCCAAAAGAUAUCAACACUUGGACUCAUGUUUUCGUGAGGAAUGAUGGGAUACCAUCUCAACUUCGACCACCAUAUUCCGGGCCCUACAAGGUUAUCAAAAGAGAACCCAAGUAUUUCGUCCUCGAUAUUGGAGGUAAACGAAAUACAGUCUCGAUUGAUCGUUUAAAAGAAGCCUUCCUCGAGGAGGACUUACAUGCAGUUCCCUCCUUUCCUCGAACAGACUCAACAACUCCAGCAAACACCACAGAUUUUGCACAACCUCGACACACCAAAUCGGGAAGAACAGUUCGAUGGCCAGCAAGGUUCGUGCAAGUUUUUCGG
Octopus sinensis (East Asian common octopus) is the source of this 612-nucleotide messenger RNA. RefSeq lists its product as uncharacterized. The record is from RefSeq and is a predicted model, not a curated record. Gene Ontology annotation, molecular function: nucleic acid binding. The annotation marks the transcript as partial. NCBI's taxonomy places the organism in Eukaryota, Metazoa, Mollusca, Cephalopoda, Octopoda, Octopodidae. The transcript has a single exon.